GCUCAGCCAAUCACGGCAGCGUGUCGGGAGCGCCGAGCCCAGCAGUUGAAUUUGAAUUCAAACGUCCGGACGCGGCGCAGGAGAAUCAUCGUCAUCCAAGGUUUCUGUUAUCAUCCAUAGCAUGUCCCGUUUACCGGUGAUGUCCAGUAAGAGAGUCCUCACUAGCAGCAGCGGCUCAGAGAAUGGCCCGGACUGUGCUCCUGCUCAGAAGAGGACUCGGAAGGACCCAGAGCCGAUCAAACCACAGGCGGCAGCGACAAUCAUCGGUGGGAAGCGGCCGGUUGCAGCAGCCAGGGCCCCUCUUUUGAAGCCAGUCAGGGGUAUGGGAGCUGCCACCGUGGCUGCUGGUCCUUCCAGAGGUGUCCUAAAACCAUCUGUAGCAGCAACUUCAGCAAAGGGAGGCAAUGUGAAACAACCUGUUGCAGCCACUGGCACAAAAGCAGGUGGAGCCGCCGCCAAUAAACGGCAUGCAUGGGACCUGAAGGGCAAGGUCAGCGACAUGGAGGGUAAGAUCCGUAACUACCAGACCAAGUUCAAAUCUGUCAACCAGGAGAAUGAGGCUCUGAGAGGCUCCAUGACCCAGAGUCGGACAAGAGUGGAUGUAAUGGAGAAAGAGCUCGAAAAGCAGAGAAACCAGAUCAGUGAGUAUGAAGAGGAGCUGCAGGCACUGUCAGGAGUCCGGGAUGAGUUGGAGCAAGUGUCUAGUGAUAAGAGCACUCUUCAAAAGGAGCUGUCCAACUUGGAGGGCAAAUACAAGGUCAUGGAGACGCUCAGAGACAGUCAAGAGACAGAGCUACAAACUCUUAAGAUGAAGCUCUCAGUGCAGGAAACGACUCUGAUCCGCGUGCAGGCAACCCUCAGAGACACUGAAGAAGAAGUCCGCUGUCUCAAAGAGACCGUGGCCCAGCAAAGAGACGACCUUCAUGCCGGUGAAAUGGAGCGCAGGCGGCUCCACAAUGCCAUUCAGGAGCUCAAGGGCAACAUCAGGGUUUUUUGCAGAGUGCGUCCACUGGUUGGUGGAGGCCUCAGCAAGCAGAUCCAGCUCCCAGCCAGUGACAACAAGAUGAUAACGCUGGCCAAAACAGAGGAGUCUCAUACAGGCAAAACUGCAGACACUCAGAAGAGUUACAACUUCAACUUUGACCGCGUGUUUAGCCCCCAUUCCUCACAACAAGAGGUCUUUGAGGAGAUCUCUCUGCUGGUGCAGUCAGCAUUGGACGGCUACAAUGUCUGCUGCUUUGCAUAUGGCCAGACAGGAAGUGGAAAGACAUACACCAUGGAGGGAGACGAGUUUGACGAGACCAGAGGCGUCAUUCCCAGAGCUGUGCAGCAAAUUUUCAAAGCAGCAGAGAAACUAGGAGCACAAGGCUGGGAGUUCACCUUCACAGCAAGCUUUGUUGAAAUCUACAACGAGACCCUGCGAGACCUCCUCUACACCGGCAAAGCCAGCAAGAGGCCUGAACACGAAAUCCGAAAGUCAACCACCAAUGAGGUGACCAUCACCAACCUCACCUAUGAAAAGGUCUCCAACGAGGAUCAGGUCCUCGGCAUGAUUGCCCUGGCCAAUCAGAACCGCUCCACAGCCCAGACGGCUCAGAACGACCGCUCCUCUCGCUCCCAUUCAGUCUUCCAGCUGGAUAUCGAGGGAUUGAAUUUUGGCAGAGAUGUCAAAUGCAAGUCCACUCUGUGCCUGGUGGACUUGGCUGGCAGUGAGCGAAUGGUGAAGAGUCAGUCUCAGGGCGAGCGCUUCAAAGAGAUGACGGCCAUCAACGGUUCUCUGUCCAACCUGGGCCUCGUCAUCACCGCGCUGGCCAACAAGGAGAGCCACAUUCCGUACAGAAACUCCAAGCUCACAUACCUCCUGCAGUGCUGUUUAGGAGGAAACAGCAAGACCCUGAUGUUCGUGAACAUCGCCCCAGAGACGGACAGCUUCGGGGAAACGCUCAACUCCUUGAGGUUUGCCAGCAAGGUGAACGACUGUGUUAUCGGGACUGCGAGUGCCAACCGGAAGUAGAGUGAAGCUCUGGGAAAAAAAUCUUACUUUAUGUCCUAUUUUUACCGUUGUUGUAGCAGCAUGAAAUCCUGUCUUUUAUUUACAGAUUGAGCUGUUUGGUUCGCACUGUGGUGCCAAUCAGUCGGAACCAAAAACUUAAAAAUCCUUUAAAAUAUUCUCAGGGCCUUGAUUAGUGAUCACUAACAGGCUUCUAAAAAUUCGUACACCUUUUUAUGUAAAUCCAGUGGAUGUGUACAUAUGCAUAUUUCUACUAAUUUUUUUAAUCUCGAUAUAUACGACUCUUUUAUAUACAGUGAGUUUUUUCCUGAUUAAUCAGUCAAUGCUUUAAUCUCCACUGCAAAAAAUAGUUUAAGUAAACUGUCCUUUCCAAUAUUGUUUUUGUGACACUUGUGGUGAUAAGUAGUCAUCUUGUAUUUUAUAUUAUUAUUUCUCCAUCUGUACUCUCUGAGCCAAUGUGCUGAAAUAAUAAAGACCUUCAGUAGAUGGCC
Molecule: messenger RNA, 2502 nt
Organism: Hippoglossus stenolepis (Pacific halibut)
Lineage: Eukaryota; Metazoa; Chordata; Actinopteri; Pleuronectiformes; Pleuronectidae
Gene: kifc1
Product: kinesin family member C1
Exons: 17
Coding region: 122-2014 (630 amino acids)
Biological process (GO): microtubule-based movement
Molecular function (GO): ATP binding; microtubule binding; microtubule motor activity
Source: RefSeq, a predicted model, not a curated record